Messenger RNA from Magnolia sinica, 471 nucleotides. RefSeq lists its product as uncharacterized. NCBI's taxonomy places the organism in Eukaryota, Viridiplantae, Streptophyta, Magnoliopsida, Magnoliales, Magnoliaceae. Bases 1 to 471 code for a protein of 156 amino acids. The transcript is spliced from 3 exons. The record is from RefSeq and is a predicted model, not a curated record.
AUGACUCUCGACCUUCCAAUCUAUCCAAAUCAUCCUCAGAAGAUGGACAUAUUCUCCUAUUUGUGGGAGAGUCGCUACAGCCGACUGGUUAAUAAAUUUUCCCAACUCAUUACUGCUCAGAUCUUCUCCUCCAUGGAGUUAAGAGUUACUCGAGAGGUGUUGGGCGCAAAACAACUCAUCAUUCAAGAUAUACCACUUCAACAAAUCCUACCUGCAACCAAUGCCAUCUGGACAAUUGAAGCUCAGACUACCAAUUCAAAAGGGACGAUCAGCAAUGAAGCCCUUCAAGUGUGGGUCAACACUCUGGAUCCGUCUUUAAAUCUGGAACCAUGGACUAAAGAAGAGGACCCUAAACUGAAAGCAGCAAUUGCUGAACAUGGACAUUGCUGGUCCAAGAUAGCAGCAUUGGUGCCUUCGCGUACUGAUAAUCAGUGCAGGAGGUAUGGGCUUCUCUGUUUUUACCUUCUUUGA